UGUCGCAGUUCCUCCAAAGCCCAGGAGCUCAGCCCGCUCUGCUUUUAUUGCUCCCUUCUACUUCACAGUUUUAAAUCCUCGUCUGCGACGGACCCUGAGAGCAGAUCAUAAAGAACGGCCUCCGGAGCAACGGGGGAUUCGGUGAGAGCGCCGGACAUGAGGAGAUCAGAAGUGACAACGCGUGGUUCUCGUUCGUGCACUUGACGCGUCGCUACGGAGAAAGUUCUACAAAUCUGACCGGAGCUGUCACCACGGAGAGUGUUUCAUCCGUUAUGUUUUAUUGCAUGCCCUGACUUUAUUUCUACGUCCUUACUUAACACAAAUCAAACUCUCUCAGCAAAACAACAAAACAGAUUUUUAUUUCGCAAAAUAAGAUCUCAGUGGUUUCCUGGGUGAGCGAAUUUUAUAUUUUUAUUCGGUGAAGUCAAAACAUAAAAGGAUUGACAGCGAGGAUCAAGACAAGCGCAGCUGCGCCCCGUGGACACCUGGGGGAGUCUCGUCUUUCAAAAGUCUGGUCAAAAAACGGGACGGGCUCAAGAAUGCAAACACCUGGGACAAUAUGAUUAUUUUACACUCUCUUUGAUCAUAUAAAGGAUCCCGGGAAAUAAUUGAAUUACAGAUUUUAGGAGGAAAAAAAGCGGUAACAAAAAUGAAAUUGUUAGAGUUUUUCAACCACACGACACCUUACGACAACAUUUCGUUUGAUUUCAACUUAACGGGCGAAGUGGUACCCAGCGAGAGGGACGCUGACGACUUCGUCCUGAGAUGCGUUAUCUGCUUCAUGUACGUUUUCAUCAUUACGGUUGGAUUGCUGGGGAAUAUCACCUUGGUAAAAAUCUUCAUUACUAAUAGCGCCAUGAGGAGCGUGCCUAACAUUUUCAUAUCCAGCCUUGCGGCUGCUGAUAUUCUGCUACUGGUGACUUGCGUGCCCCUGGAUGCCUACAGAUACAACUUUGAGGACUGGAUCUUCGGCGCCGUGGCGUGCAAGCUCAUCCCGGUCAUUCAACUCACUUCGGUGGGCGUCUCGGUGUUCACGCUGACGGCUCUGAGUGCCGACAGAUACAAAGCAAUUGUGAAUCCAAUGGACAUCCAGACCUCCAGCGCUGUGUUCUGGACCUGUCUGAAAGCAGUCACCAUAUGGAUCAUCUCAGUGUUGCUGGCUAUUCCAGAUGCCGUGUUCUCUGACCUGGUCCCGGUCAAAAACAACAACGUCAACUUCACCGCCUGCAUUCCAUAUCCGUACUCCAACGAGAUGCACCCUAAAAUUCACUCCAUCUUGAUAUUUAUGGUAUACUUCCUCAUUCCCUUAACAAUCAUCAGUGUCUACUAUUAUCACAUUGCAAAGACGCUAAUCAAGAGUGCACACGACAUGCCGGGUGAGUUCAGUGAGCACUCCAAGAGACAGAUGGAAACAAGAAAACGACUGGCGAAAAUUGUUCUCGUCUUUGUGGGCUUGUUUGCCCUCUGCUGGUUUCCCAACCACGUCCUCUACAUGUAUCGCAACUUCAAUUAUAAGGAAAUCGAUACCUCAGCAGCACACUUUGUGAUCACCUUGUUGGCAAGAAUGCUGAGCUUCUCCAACUCCUGCGUUAACCCAUUUGCGUUGUACCUGCUAAGCGAAAGUUUCCGGAGGCAUUUUAACAGUCAUUUGUGCUGCAAACGGAAAAGACAUCGAGAAAGAUCCAUGAGUUACGCACAAAGUACGUCGGCAGUACGGAUGACAUCGCUGAAAAGCAACGUGAAAAAUACCUCCUCGACUUUACUCAACGGGAACAGCCUCCGACAUGAAGUAUCAUUGUGAUUCGGUUAUGUGGCUUUUCUUACCAACUGGACCAGGAAUAUUGUUGCCAAAAAUAGUGAAAUGAUUUGUGGUUAGGGCCCAUCAGGAAAAUUGAUAACAAAAUAUCCUAAUGCAAAUCGUAAAGUUUAAAAUAGGAAAGCUGUAUAUGGCAUGGCUAUUGAUGGAAUAUUUAUACGCAUCAGAUGGGUUUCAUAGGCAUGGACAAAUUCAUCAAGAACAUCGUCUUUUAUUGAAGUAUCCAUUUUGUCUCUCAAAAAAUGCUCGGAAGAGACAUAUAUGUCAACCAAUAUCGCAAAAUGGUCAUUUUAUCUUAAGCUUAUGUUAAUUUAUUUUACGGUAAAAAGUACGUUUUGAAGAUGAAGACUAUUAAGUGAUAAUGUAUUUUGCAGAGACAAUAUGCGGAACAACAUGAAAAAUUGUAUUCCCAAUUAUGGGAAGAAGAGAAGGAGCACAUCCUUAUCGCCAGUCUCAAAACCAAGGCAAUAGAUUGCGCACAAAUAUUCUCAUUUCUGGGAAUUUUUCUUCUUAAACAUCCCUCUUUGCGGCAGUUUCAACGAACUGAAAAAUGUAACCUGGGUAUUUUCCUCUCAAAGGACACUUAGAAAUGUUAUGACUGAAUAACAGCAUGGUGCCACGACCCUCGAGCAAUUUCGAAAAUGAGGGGAUGGAGGAAGUUUUAUGGCAGCUGACACAGUAGACCGAAUUUUGGACAUCAUAGUAUAGGGGGAAAUUCUUUGUACAUUUUUGCUUGAAGCAUUUCUUGUCAAUGGCAGGUACUUUUGGACAAUCAGUACUGUUCAGAGAAUGAAUAACCCUGGUGUGGUAGUUAUCGUUGUAACAGUUAAUACAUUGUAGUUACUUGGGUUUACGCCAUCUUAAGAAAUCUGACAUUAAACGUCUUGGUCGAUCUUGGCAUUGAACUCUUUCACACAUGUAGACAGCUGAAGCAUCCAUUGUGCACACUGAUCUCGGACAGUUUACAGGAUAAGAUCUGCACCACCCCUCUCUUCCCGUAAUUAUCUCUAACCAUUUAAUUUUCCGCACUUUCUUAGGUUUUCUAUCGUGACAUUUCUAGAUUUACACGCUAUUAUUCCACAGUGCAAGAGUCACUUCCUCAACUAUCGUUUUUAAUGACAUGCCUGUCCCACAUCAUCAGUACUGUUUGUCUUCUGAGAUGAUAUUGUUCUGGGCAAUAAGUACUAUCUAACAAAGGAUAUUUCAAAAUGUAAAAAAUUUGUACCAGGGACGAUACGUAUUUUCCAGAACAACAACUUCUAAUCAAGUCAGACAAAUAAAAGAGAAAAUGACACAAAAUAUAGUAGUUGAAGUGGCCUCUCUGAAUGAAAGUUUGAAACCGUAAAUUAGUCUGUAGUCGAAAUACUUGCGGAAUGUUUCUCUGUUUUAAUACAGAUGAGUUAGAACAUUUAACAAUGCUCUUCAAAAAUUGUGCAGUGUACCGUACUUGAGAUAUCUCAAUGUAAAUUGGACUUUUGUGACAAAUUUCCUUAAUGUAUACAGUAAGAGAGACAAAUUUCAACAAAAUCGGUCAACAGGGAGUGAAGAUGUUUUUUUGAUGUAGACAAAUAUGGCAAUUGCAGUUAGUACUUAUCCCAUUAUAUCGAAAAGCACCAAAGAAAAUUCAACAAUAUAAGUCCACAGCGACUUGUGUCGUUUCUUGCAGACAGACAGACACUGCGAUUGCAGUCGUUACUUUUCAGAUUAAUAGACGAAAACACUUUUUAAAAAAAUUUAAAGCAACCUAUUAGAUUAAUUCAUUGCAGGUUGAUGUAAAGCCGAUGUCACAUUAUGCGACUUCUGGCGGUAGGGAAAGUCAGAUUAUUCGCACACUGUUGCUGAUCUUGUCGUUGGACCAAGUUAAUUUAAGUGACUGAAAAUCACCGAGCCUACUAAAUUACUUGGCUGCAUGCCGACUUUCCAGCACAGUUGUGCUACCCUUGUUUUUAAGAGCCAAUAUCGUGCUUCUUGAAUGAGCUCGUGAUGUAUGAAAGGUUAACAGCUACAGCGAACAGAACAUUUCUCUGUUUUUAGAACAGAGUUGCGAAAUCUGCAUAUGCUUUUCAAAUUGAGAUUUCGAAAUGUAUGGUGCGGUGUAUUUGAGACAUCUUCUCAACGAAAAAAUGAAAUAAUAAUAAAAUCUAAAUAUAAAUUAUAAUAAAACAAAAUAAAAAUGGAACUUUCAUGAACAAGUUUCCUUGAAGAGCAAGCGUGCUCAAAUUUCAAGAGCAUCAGUCCACUGCGACUUGCGUUGUUUCUUGCAGAAAGACAGUCAGGCAUGGUGAUCGCAGUUGAUAAGUUUCAGAUGAAAUGUAAAAACACCUAAAAACAAAAAGUUGAAGCAAUCUAGUAAAUUAAUGCUUUGCAGAUUGAUUUAAAGCCGCAACUUCUAGUCGUAGGGAAUGUCAGACUUACCAACGGAGGCUGCUGAUCUCAUCGUCGGACCGUAUCAAUUUAAACAACUGAAGGCAUAUGGAAUUAUAUAUUUAACAGUCAUUUGUGCUGCAGACGGAAAAGACAUCGAGAAAGAUCCAUGAGUUACGCACAAUGUACAUCGGCAGUAAGGAUGACAUCGCUAAAAAGCAACAUCUCGACUUUACUCAACGGGAACAGCCUCCGAGAUGAAGUAUCAUUGUGAUUUGGUUAUGUGGCAGGGCAUAUGGAAUUACGCAACUGUAGCAUAGUUGUGCUCACAUCUCAAAAAUACUAUAUCUCUUACUAAAUAAUAAUCUAAAAUAACAUAUUUCACUGGCCAACCAUGGUUCAGCCUUUUUACUGGAAUGAACCUCCUGCAGAAUGCACUGAUAUUGGGUGUCCAUCACUCCAGCAUUUGCAGUGAGCCAUACACCUUUCCCCUAACCUCUUACUUCAACUAAUUUUGAUAAUGAUGCCUGUUUCUUUUUUUUUUUGACGUGAACACUGACGCACGUUGUAAAAGAAAACGAGACCAUGACGACAAUUUACGAGUGUCUGUCCACACACCAAUUUCAGAAGGACUUUGCUGUAAAUUUAGAACGCAUGGACCUCAUUACUGUCAUAUGAUAUAUCAACGAGAGAAAUCGGCCCUGAAUGCCUGCAACUUAAAAUAUCUACUGUUUUAAAUAGUUCCUUCAUAUUGUUUUAAUUUAUGGAUGUUGUCGAUGAACUGUUUUGUUUAAUCAAAUAUUGAGACUUGGGUCAGCCAGACCAUGUUUUUACUGUUUGGUUGGCAAUUCUAUUUGUUAUAACUGUAUUUGUGAUUAACAACACUGGCAUGUUAUACCAUCCACGGAUAUUGAGAAUGUGUGCUCGACAAGGUCAGAGUAGAAAGAGGGUAAGCAUCUUAAAUUACUAGAAACCAUAAAAGGCAAAAUGUCGUGGACUAGUUGGAGCGAAUUGCUGAGUAUUUCAGACUACAUAACUGCCCUUCAUGGCACUACGGCGUCCAUGGAUAUUGAUGGAUAAUUAGCUCCUAAUUAAAUAUGUAAUUCAAUGCUAACUUUAUUUCUGUGUUAUGAAUAUGAAUCUUAUUUAUGAAUUGAAACCCCUAUAAUUUAAUUCCGUCAAAUUAUUUUUUACUCACAUUUUCUUCUUCUCACGGUCAAAAGGAGGUAAAGGCUAUCUUGGCAGCACUAAUCCACAGCAUGGCUCACACAUGCAUUUAUUUUGGCAUAUGGAGAGUCACAAAUCAAUUUGAAUGUCUUUGUAUUCUGAGAAAAAGCCUCCAAACUCCAGACAGAAGGCACUGGAGCUAUAAAUCGGAGUAGAGCUUAAGUGCUGCGAGGUCCCAGUGCUGCCAUGGUGAAAUAAUCAUAUCAUAUCAUGUCAUAUUAGGGCUGUCAGAGUUAAAGCGUUAAUGCAUGCGAUUAAUUUCAAACUUAUAAUGUGUUAUUUUUUCUCAACGAUAUCGGAGAGAGAUGGUUACUUUCAAUUUAAAAUUCCCCUAGAUGGUUGAAAGGACAAAAAUGUUGGUAUUUGUGAAUUUAGUUCUGGCAAAUUUAAAUAUUGUAAAAUGACGCAGAGAACACAGAUAAAGAGCUCGACCACCACAUUGGUGACCCCAUAUAAUCUGAUGGUAAAUUAGUGUAAAUUAACUCACAGUUAGUUACAAACAGGAGUCCAAACAGAAACAAAGUAGGUAACUGGUUGGCCGGUUUAUGAAGGAAGAUGGUAGGAAGGGGCGGGUCCAAGAGGGCGGACACUAGAGAUGACAUCAGUGAUGGGCUGUCAAUCACCCUGUCUGCAGAGAAUCAGAGAGACAGACUUUCCUGUACUCAUCUCCAUUAUUAAUACAGCCUGUGACGAACAAGUCAUCUGAAAAUUUCUGUAGAUGGCAAGAGUUGAAAUUGUGCCGAAAGUCUGCUGUGUAGACAGUAAAAAUGAAUGGAGACAGGACAGUUCCCUGAGGGGCUUUUGCUGUCUCCCCAGUGCACGUACUUGACAAUAUCACAUUAGUAAAAUGUCUUUGGUAUAUUAUGAGCAAAACAUGCUGCUGCUAAACUAACAUUAAAUUAGCAAAAUCCACCCCAGGCUACAAUCCAUGAAAAUACACAGGUAGAUCCGUGUCUAUGAAUGAAAUGAAAUCUAAAGCAUUAACAUCCGCAAUUGAAAUGUGGUCUGCGUCUGCCCUGUAAAUAUAGUUAUAGAAAAAGGGAUGAGAUUCGCCAUUCGGAUAAUGAUGAGCUCUGACAAUUCUUACAUCUUGCAGUCACAGAGCGACAAUUUAUAUGAAAGUCAGAUGUCCUCACAGUUAGAGCAGCGAAGAAGAUGUAAGGGAGUGACAUUCACAGGUGAUGAAUGGACAUCACUGAGCAACCAAAAUCGGCUUAAUCAAUUAAUCGCAACUAGAUGAAUGUAAUUUUGUGACUGAUCACGAUUAAAGAAAUAAAUUAUUUGACAGCCCCAGAUGAUAUGAUAUGAUAUGAUAUAUGAUGCGAUGCGAUACGAUAU
This is a messenger RNA of Polypterus senegalus (gray bichir), 6745 nucleotides long. It is a transcript of the gene nmbr, whose product is annotated as neuromedin B receptor. Gene Ontology annotation, cellular component: membrane. The transcript is spliced from 3 exons. Gene Ontology annotation, biological process: G protein-coupled receptor signaling pathway. Gene Ontology annotation, molecular function: G protein-coupled peptide receptor activity. NCBI's taxonomy places the organism in Eukaryota, Metazoa, Chordata, Cladistia, Polypteriformes, Polypteridae. The record is from RefSeq and is a predicted model, not a curated record. The coding region runs from base 650 to 1801 and encodes 383 amino acids.